Messenger RNA from Colletotrichum paranaense, 678 nucleotides. RefSeq lists its product as uncharacterized. The record is from RefSeq and is a predicted model, not a curated record. The transcript is spliced from 2 exons. The coding region runs from base 1 to 678 and encodes 225 amino acids. Lineage: Eukaryota; Fungi; Ascomycota; Sordariomycetes; Glomerellales; Glomerellaceae.
AUGAAGCUUCGUUCGAAAAUCACAUACUCGUUUGAAUAUGUCAACAAUCACCUUCGCUGGGCAAUCUUGCCUACAGAGAUUCGACUGAUGAUCCUCGAGCAAGUUGAAAUCGGAUAUAAAGGACACGAUUUGUCGGACUGGGCAAGCGUCUCAAGGGAAUGGCAAGCCUUCUUCGAAACGCGGAUUUUCCAACACCUGAAGCUUCGGUAUCCUGGUUCCGACAUCGAUAAUCUAAGCUCUUUUGUUCACGGUUAUCGAAGAGAUCUAGUCAAGGAGAUAUUACUCCACGUCAGCCUUGACGAAUACGAUAACGUGAACAAGUUCGACGAACCAGAGACCCGAGACACGAUCAGAACGAACAACAAGCUCUUCAGUCAAGCGCUAAAAAAGUUAUUCAUCUCUCUUUCAACAUGGUCUACGCCGAAACGUGGCGUCAAAUUAAGGUUGAGCGCCAGCUCUCCGAGUGAUUCGGGCCACCCCUGGGACCAUCGCGCCGAGGCGAGUCAACAUGAUCGCAGACGUAUAUACUCCUCAAAGUCGAAACAGCGUCUCCUCGGCAACUUAUUGAACACCAGUUCCGGCACUCUCAAGCUUGCUCAGGUCCCCAUCGUCAGAAAGCUUUUCGUAAACCAAUAUUGCUACAGAAGACUGUCAGCUACGAGCCAUGGCACGCAAUAG